CGAGUCCCUCCAUCACUGGCUGGAUCCGAGCCCAGCCUCUUCUCUCAUUGGACUGCGCAGGCGAGCCAAAGUGUCAGCCCAUGUGGCGUGGCCAGCACGAUGUGAGACAUUUAAAUCCACCAGAGAAGAGAGGAGGAAGCCGUGAAGGAAGCGUUCUCCUCACACACACUGGAAACCACGGGGACGGACACACACGUCUGCAGCUACACAACAGGAGCACCGCCGUAACUCAGCAUGGAUGAGAUCGUCAUAGCAGGGAUCUCGGGCCGUCUGCCCGAGUCCAACAAUCUGGAGGAAUUCUGGGAAAACCUCAUCAGUGGCGUAGACAUGGUGACGGAGGACAACCGGCGGUGGACACCAGGUCUGCACGGCCUUCCAAAAAGGAACGGUAAGCUGAAGGACAUCAGCCACUUCGAUGCAGCCUUCUUCGGGGUCCACCCCAAACAGGCCAACACCAUGGACCCCCAGCUGCGUCUGAUGUUGGAGGUCGCCUACGAGGCCAUCGUGGAUGGAGGCUCUAACCCGGCCGCACUGCGCGGCAGUAAGACUGGCGUCUACAUCGGCGUGAGCGGCUCAGAGGCCGGCGAGGCUCUCAGCAGAGAUCCAGAGGAGCUGCUGGGCUACAGCAUGACGGGCUGUCAGCGUGCCAUGCUGGCCAACCGACUGUCCUAUUUCUUCGACUUCAGCGGCCCCAGCACGGCAAUCGACACAGCAUGCUCCUCCAGCCUGCUGGCUUUAGAAAACGCCUUCCAUGCCAUUCGUCAGGGCCACUGUGAUGCCGCUCUGGUGGGGGGGGUUAACCUGUUGCUCAAGCCCAACACCUCUGUGCAGUUCAUGAAGCUGGGCAUGCUCAGUCCUGAGGGGACCUGCAAGUCCUUUGACUCAUCAGGAAAUGGGUACUGCCGCUCUGAGGCUGCAGUGGCGGUGCUGCUGACCAAGCGGUCGGCAGCUAAACGGGUCUACGCCACAGUGGUCAACGCUGGAAACAAUACAGACGGAUACAAAGAGCAGGGUGUCACGUUCCCUUCAGGUGAGAUGCAGCAGAGGCUGGUUCGUGCUUUGUACCAGGAGGUGAACAUAUCUCCAGAGCAGGUGGAAUAUGUGGAAGCCCACGGCACAGGAACCAAGGUGGGUGACCCACAGGAAGUGAACGGCAUCGUCAGUGUCUUCUGUGAGUCGGAGAGAGAGCCUCUACUCCUGGGCUCCACCAAGUCCAACAUGGGCCACCCCGAACCGGCCUCUGGCCUGGCUGCUGUGGCGAAGGUUUUGCUGUCUUUGGAGAGAGGAGUCUGGGCUCCCAACCUGCACUUCAACUCUCCUAACCCCGACAUCCCAGCCCUCUCUGAUGGGCGGGUCCAGGUCGUGGACCGGCCUAUCCCCGUCCGAGGCGGCAUCGUAGGCAUCAACUCCUUUGGUUUUGGAGGUUCAAACGUUCAUGUGAUCCUUCGGCCAGCAGAGAAACAGACUGGCGCGACCACACCCCCCAGGACCAUUCCCAGACUGCUCCAGGCCUGUGGGCGCACUGAGGCUGCAGUGGAGGCCUUGCUCCAGAAGGGGCAGGAGCACACGACAGAUGACAGCUUCCUGUCUUUGCUGAAUGAGCUUUCAGGAGCCCCUCUUGCAGGCAUGCCCUACCGAGGCUACGCUCUGAUUGGCUCGCAGAGCGACGUCAGGGAGGUGCAGCAGGUGCAGGCCUCCGCCAGGCCUCUCUGGUACGUCUGUUCAGGCAUGGGAACCCAAUGGGCCGGUAUGGGCCGCAGUCUGAUGCAGCUGCCAGACUUCAGAGAAUCCGUCCUGCGGUCAGACGCAGCCCUGAAGGACACUGGCCUGGUUGUUUCCCGCCUACUCAUGGAUGCAGAUGAAGCCACCUUUGAGGACACCGUUCAUGCCUUUGUUGGUCUCGCUGCCAUACAGAUAGCGCAGAUCGACCUGCUCAGUAAGCUGGGUCUGCAGCCCGACGGCAUCGUGGGCCACUCUGUGGGGGAGCUGGCCUGUGGGUAUGCCGACGGCUCCCUCAGCCACGCCGAGGCUGUGCUGGCCGCCUACUGGAGAGGCCGCUGCAUCAAGGAGGCCAAUCUCCCUCCAGGAGGCAUGGCCGCUGUGGGGUUGACCUGGAAGGAGUGCAUGGCUCAGUGUCCCAUGGGAGUUGUCCCAGCCUGCCACAACUCUGAAGACACAGUCACCAUCUCCGGUCCUCAGGAAGCAAUCAGUACAUUUGUGUCCAAGCUGAAGGAGCAGGGAGUGUUUGCAAAGGAGGUACGCAGCGCUGGCGUGGCCUUUCACUCCCACUACAUGGCCUCCAUCGCUCCCACCCUGCUGGCCGCCCUGAAGAAGGUGAUCAAGGAGCCCCGCCUGCGUUCCCCCCGCUGGAUGAGCACCAGCAUCCCUCAGUCCCAAUGGGACUCUCCCUUGGCUCAGUACAGCUCUGCCGACUACCACGUCAACAACCUGGUGAGCCCCGUGCUGUUCCACGAGGGCCUCGGCCUUGUGCCUGACAACGCUGUGGUGCUGGAAAUCGCUCCUCAUGCUCUGCUGCAGGCCAUCCUGAAGCGUAGCUUGAAACAUACCUGCUCCAUCCUGCCUUUGAUGAAGAGGGGCCACACCAACAACCUUGAGUUCUUCCUGUCAAACAUUGGCAAAGUCUACAUGAGCGGCAUCGGCAUGGAUUGCAACGUCCUCUGCCCAGGGGUGAAGUACCCAGUGCCGGUCGGUACUCCUCUGAUCUCCCCCUUGGUGCAGUGGGACCAUGCGCAAACCUGGGAUGUCCCCAAAGCAGAGGAUUUUGCCUGUGGCUCAGCGGGAUCCAAUUCAGCGACAGUCUAUAACAUCGACAUUAACCCAGAGUCUCCAGACUACUACCUGAUUGGACACUGCAUCGAUGGGCGUGUCCUGUAUCCAGCAACGGGUUACCUGGUACUGGCCUGGCGUACCUUGGUGAGAAGUCUGGGGGUCGUCAUGGACAGCACUCCCAUAGCCUUUGAGGACGUCACCAUCCACAGGGCUACCAUCCUGCCAAAGAGCGGCUCUGUCCAGUUAAAGGUGCACCUCAUGCCCGCCACCAACAGGUUUGAGGUUUCAGAGAAUGGAAACCUGUCUGUCAGUGGUAAGGUGAGCAUCCUGGAGGACGCAGGCCUUGAUUCCUUCCACAGUCAGAUAAGUCAGAAAGCUGCCGACAGCGACGAUGAUCCCAAAAUGAAACUCACAACGCACGAUAUCUACAAAGAGCUGCGACUGCGCGGCUACGACUAUGGAAAGACCUUCCAAGGCAUCCUGGAGUCCAACAAUGCAGGAGACUUCGGCAAACUGCAGUGGUCAGGAAACUGGGUGACCUUUCUGGACACCAUGCUGCAGAUGAUUGUGGUUGGGCUGUCGGGUCGUAGUCUGCGUCUCCCUACCAGGAUCCGCUCGGUGUGCGUUGAUCCAGCUGUUCACCUGGAGAAGGUCUGCCAGCACGCUGAUGGAAAGCAAGCUAUGGAUGUGCACGUAAACCGCUGCCUCGACAGCAUUGUUGCUGGGGGAGUCCAGAUCUGCGGUCUUCAUGCCACUGUGGCCCCCCGUCGACAGCAGCAGCAGAGCCCCCCCACCCUGGAGGAGUUUGUGUUUGUUCCCUAUGUGGACACUGAGUGCCUGACAGACGAUGGGAACCUUGCAGAGCAGCUGAGGCUCUGUAAAGGUUUGACCAAACGACUGCAGAAAAAGUUUGCUUCCCGCGGGGUCAAGCUGUCCAUCCCUGGACUACAGGGGGAGUCAGACGACCCGCUCCCCAGCUCUGAGCCCUCGCAGCCCGGCCUGGUGCGCCUGCUGGCCCUGCUGUGCGGCCUGGAGCUGAACGGAAACCUCCAAUCCGAGCUGGAACAGACUGUUGAGAAGGAGAGGGCGUGUCUGCUGCAGGACGGCCUGCUGCAGGGCCUGCUGGACAGCCCGGCCUUGAGACACUGCCUGGACACCACCUUAGAAAACAGCACACCUGGCAAGAUCAAAAUCCUGGAGGCUCUCUCCAAUGAGGGCCAGCUCUUUUCCCGCAUGGUAGCGCUCCUAAACAUCCAGCCCAUGCUGCGUGUGGACUACACCGCCACGGCGACCAACCUGGACCUUCUGACCCCUCACCAGGCCACCCUGGAACAGUUGGCCAUCUCAUCAGCUCAGUGGGACCCCAUGACGGGCCCGGCUCCUGGAGGUGUGGUGGAGGGGGCAGACCUUGUGGUGUGUAACCACGCCUGGGGCCCUCUAAGGACGGACCCCAGGCUCUUGAUGGACCAUCUGGCUUCUGGAGCCAAAACAGGGGGCUUUGUUCUCCUGCACACGCUGCUCAGGGGAGAGACUCUGGGGGAAACCGUUGCUUUCCUCUCGAACACCACUCAGAGCAGCAACCAGCGAGGAUUGCUCACACAGGCUGAGUGGGAGAAGGUGUUCUCCGAAGCCUCCCUCAACCUGGUGGCUGUCAGGAAGUCCUUCUAUGGCUCCGCUCUCUUUCUGUGCCGCUGCAGGUCAUCAAGCAAGCGGCCUGCUUUCCUUCCUGUGGAUGGCAGCGACUACCAGUGGGUGGAAACGCUCAAGGAGAAGAUGGCAGAGUCUGACAGUCCAGUGUGGUUGACUGCUUCUAAAUCCCACUGCGGCAUUGUGGGAAUGGUCAAUUGUCUACGGCAGGAGCCAGGUGGCAACCGAAUACACUGUGCAUUUGUGUCGAAUCUGAACGCGGGUUCAUCAGCACCGAUCCUCCAGCCGGCCCAUGUGUCCAUGCAGUCUGUGCUGGACGGGGACCUGGUCAUGAAUGUGUUCAGGGAUGGGCGCUGGGGCGUCUUCAGGCAUCAGCUCAUCACUCAAGAUUUGAAUGAAGAACUGACUGAGCAGGCUUACGUCAACGUGUUGACUAGAGGUGACCUCUCAUCUCUCCGCUGGAUCGCCUCCCCGCUGCGCCACUUUGUGACCAGCAACCCCAAUGUGCAACUGUGCCGCGUCUACUACAGCUCACUCAACUUCCGGGAUGUGAUGCUGGCCACCGGCAAACUGCCCCCAGAUGCCAUUCCAGGGGACCUAGCUCUGCAGCAGUGCAUGUUGGGUAUGGAGUUUUCCGGCCGUGACCCCAUGGGUCAGCGUGUGAUGGGGCUGCUGCCUGCCAGAGGCCUGGCUACGAGUGUUGAUGCUGACAAACGCUUCCUAUGGGCCGUUCCCUCCAGCUGGACCCUCGAGCAGGCAGCCUCGGUCCCGGUGGUCUACGCCACGGCUUACUACUCACUGGUGGUGCGUGGCAGGCUCCGCCCCGGAGAGACUGUUCUCAUCCACUCAGGGUCGGGGGGUGUCGGCCAGGCUGCCAUCGCCAUAGCACUCAGCAAGGACUGUAAAGUCUUCACCACUGUUGGCUCAGUGGAGAAGCGGGCUUACCUCCAGGAAAGGUUCCCUCGGCUCUCAGCAGAGUCCUUCGCUAACUCGAGAGACUCGUCUUUUGAACAGCACAUCCUGCUCCACACACAGGGCAAAGGUGUGGAUGUGGUGCUGAACUCUCUGGCCGAGGAGAAGCUACAUGCUAGCAUUCGCUGCCUGGCCAGACACGGACGAUUCCUGGAGAUCGGCAAAUUUGACUUGUCCAACAACUCCCCUCUGGGCAUGGCGCUGUUCCUGAAGAACGUGGCAUUCCAUGGCAUCUUGCUGGAUGCUCUCUUUGAGGAGGGCAACCAGGAGUGGGAGGAAGUGUCCCAGCUGUUGAAGGAAGGCAUUUUGGGAGGUGUAGUCCAGCCUCUAAAGACCACAGUGUUUGAGAGGGACCAAGUGGAGGAAGCGUUCCGAUACAUGGCUCAGGGCAAACACAUUGGAAAGGUUCUCCUGCAGGUUUGUCACGAGGAGAGCGGCUCCUCAGCCCAAACUGCUCCCACAAAGUCUUUUCUGGCAAUCUGCCGCACCUUCUGCCCCCCCUCCCACGCCUAUAUCAUCACCGGUGGACUGGGGGGCUUUGGCCUGGAGCUUGCCCAAUGGCUGACGGAGAGAGGAGCGCGCAAACUAGUGCUCACCUCCAGGUCCGGCAUCAAGAACGGUUACCAGGCGAAGCGAGUGCGUGAAUGGCAGAGUCGAGAUGUGGAGGUGCUGGUGUCGACCAAUGAUGUCAGCACGCUGGAAGGAACACAGCGACUCAUCACUGAGGCCAGCUCACUGGGCCCAGUGGGCGGUGUCUUCCACCUCGCCAUGGUGUUGAAAGACGGCAUGCUGGAGAAUCUGACUCCUCAGCUUUUCCUGGAUGUAAAUAAACCUAAAUAUGAUGGCACCAUAAACCUGGACAAAGCUACAAGAGACUUGUGUCCCGACCUCGGCCAUUUCGUGGCCUUCUCCUCAGUCAGCUGUGGCCGUGGCAACGCUGGCCAGAGUAACUAUGGUUACGCCAAUUCCGCCAUGGAGCGCGUGUGUGAGCAGCGCCGCUACGAUGGCUUACCUGGACUUGCGGUGCAGUGGGGGGCCAUUGGUGAUGUGGGCGUGGUGCUGGAGACCAUGGGGGGCAACGACGCAGUGAUUGGCGGCACCCUUCCACAGCGCAUCACUUCCUGCCUGGAGGUGCUCGACCUCUUCCUCUGUCAGCAGCGGCCGGUGAUGUCGAGCUUCGUUCUGGCAGAGAGGGCGGCGGUGAAGAGCGAGGCGGGGAGCCGCAGGGACCUGGUGGACGCUGUAGCCCACAUCCUUGGCGUGCAGGACGUGAGCAGCCUGAACGCUGACUCCUCCUUGGCCGACCUGGGCCUGGACUCCCUGAUGGGUGUUGAGGUUCGCCAGACUCUGGAGCGCGACUACGACAUCGUCAUGGCCAUGAGGGACAUUCGGCAGGUCACCAUCAACAAGCUGCGCGAGCUGGCCAGCAGCAAGCCAGGCAGACUGGACGAAGGUCAUAGCGCUGCAGCGAAGAGGAACGCUGUCCGCUCGUUGCUGGAGUCUGAUCUGACCUUCCUGUUGGUCGACCCCAGCGGCCCCACAGUGGCGCCACUCAACCAUGUCCAGGGCCGGGAGAGGCCUCUCUUCCUGGUCCAUCCUAUCGAGGGCUCCAUCUCCGCCUUCAGGACUCUCGCCUCCAGGCUGAGUGUGCCUUGCUACGGCCUGCAGUGCACCCAGGCUGCUCCUCUGGAAAGCAUCCAGUCCCUGGCAGCCUACUACGUGCACUGUGUCAGGGAGGUCCAGCCGGACGGGCCCUACCGCAUCGCCGGCUACUCCUUUGGUGCAUGUGUGGCGUUUGAGAUGUGCUCUCAGCUGCAGACACAGAAUCUGACUGUGGAGAACCUCUUCCUGUUUGAUGGUUCCCACUCGUAUGUGGCAGCGUACACACAGAGCUACCGGGCCAAGCUGACACCAGGCAACGAGUCUGAGGCUGAGACCGAAGCGCUAUGUGCCUUCAUCCAGCAGUUCACAAGCAUCGCAUACAACAAGCUCCUGGAAACGCUUCUCCCGCUGCCCGACCUCUUGGGCCGGGUCAACGCUGCGGUGGACCUCAUUGCCUCCACCCACCAGAACAUCAGCCGAGACUCGCUGCACUUUGCAGCCACCACCUUCUACUACAAGCUGAAGGCCGCUGACGGCUACGUGCCGGGGUCCAAACUGCAUGGCAACGUGGCGCUACUGCGCGCCAAAACCAGCAGCGAAUACGAACAGAGCCUGGGAGCUGACUACAAGCUCAGCGAGGUCUGCGAUGGUGAGCUGUCGGUCCACGUCAUUGAGGGAGACCACCGCACUUUCCUGGAAGGGGAGGGGGCGGAGUCCAUCUGCAGCAUCAUCCACAGCUCAUUGGCUGAGCCUGGGCUCACAGCGAGGGAGUUAGAGGCUAGCUCACCUUCCACUAUCUGACCAAUACCGCGACAAUAAUACACAGCAUGUGUGCCAUCUUCUCCGAUAUCCCAAAUGCACCUUACUGCACCUUUUUUUUAAUCUUAUUUUGUUCUACUUGUCCAUUGCAGCAGCUAUCUAAGCUCUUAGCUGACGUCUGCUUGUGUCUUAAAGGACACUUCUGGCUCAUUCUCUUACAUUCCGCCUCAAUUUGGAUUGUAGUAGGAAUCCAAUUUGAAGCAAAAAUCUCUCUACCCAAGAGUCCGUUUUAGUCCCACGAGUCAUUGUUUAGGAAAUGCAACUUUUUUCACUAUUUAAAUGGACAUUAUUUAUUAGAUAAUGCAGAUGUUUUACUUUUCCUAUCCCACAACGUAAAUUCUCACCUGCAUGUUUGCGAACAAAUCUUUCACAUCUAAAGACUGCAUGAACACAUGACUAAGAGCCUGUAACGUACACGUAGCAAGCGGUUACUCGUGUAGCUCUGGAGACCUAUGCAGCGAGCAGGCCAAGGUGACUCAAACUAUUCAAACCAAUAAGAGCAGAAGGCCCAAUACGUUACUGUACGGAGAAGCACACAGUGUUAGAAGACAACUGUGCAUGUUGUGUAAGCCUGUAAGUCGUUGUAAAACGGUUUCUCAAUCCUUUAAUUGGCUGCAGAUCACCAGGUGAGCAGAACAAAUACACAAAGUAUGUAUCGGCAGGGACGAGCUGGUACGAGCCGCCAGGUGCUACCAGGCGUUUGUUACAGGGCCCUCUGUUGGCAUCCAUUUAAAAACAUGAGGGUUUUUCUGACCAAUUCAGUGAUUACUUUGAGCAAUUAUUAACCUGUGUGGACUGUUUAGUCUUACAAAGAAUGUCCCACCCUAACAUAGCUAUGCUAUCCUACAUUAUUUUCUAACUCCUGUUCAGCUAUGUACAAACAGUGUACUGUUAAGUCCAACAGCUGCUUAAGUUCUACUUAAAAUUACACGUUUAUGUCCUUUAACACCAAAAGCUCUGCUUUUGCACACACAUACCUGUCAGACUGCCAUGUAAAAUGAAUCCUGAACUAGCACAGUUGCAUUAGUUGACCUGACUGCAUUGGUAAUCAUUCAGUUUAUUUUAAUCAAAUAUUUAUUAUUGGUUUAUUUUGUGGUGAAAUCCCAGGGUGUUUUUAUAUUUUAUAUAUUUUGCCCCAAAGCGAGCUGUAGUCCCGCUGGUAUGCUGAGCUAAAUUAAAAUCUAAAACACAGUCAUUGUGAUUCAUGUGGUGGUUUUCAUGAUGAAGUAUAUGAGUAAAGUUACAGAAUGACCUAUAGGCCAUAAACAUGUAUACAAUGGAUGUUUAAAGGACACGGAGAUUCUCUUUUGUUUUUGAAGUUGAAAGAAUGAUCAAUUUCCUAAAAUUUCCCUGGUACUAAUUGUUAUUGUUUGCAACCAACUGUUAAUGUUUAUACAGCACUAAUUUAACCAGCUUUUCUAGAAAGCUGCAGUGCUUCGUCCGGUUCAUAAGGACGCGUUCCCACUGGUGGGGGCUCACAGUCCUUUGAGUCUGAUUCCAUGUCAUGUGACAGGAGAAAGAGGUCAUGCCCAUUGCUCCCAGGUAGGAAACCUGGCGUGUGUGAGAACACAAGGUGUUGUGAGGGGGAGACCUGGUGACCGGCACCUUGCUGACUUACACCCACUCUGAUGCACUCAACAGGUGUGUAACAUAAACGUGGCUUCUAUUGUCACAUCCUUCCCAGAAUCCGCAUUUACGUUGUGAGUGAGCACCAAGUGUGUGGACGUAACUGAUGUAGCUGUCUCUGACUUCAAUGAUCCUCACUACAGCAGCCCCUACACCCUGAGACGUUCCUCUGGUCUAUGAAGGGGGGCUGGCUGCUUGUAGUGAAAAGGAGAUGGAAGGGACAGUAUACUCCUCUCUUGUAUUGUGAUACUUCCAGUAUGUAUUGUUUUUGACUAAUAAAGGUAUUUUGCUGAUCCCUUCA
Messenger RNA from Pungitius pungitius (ninespine stickleback), 9757 nucleotides. It is a transcript of the gene fasn, whose product is annotated as fatty acid synthase. Gene Ontology annotation, cellular component: cytoplasm. The record is from RefSeq and is a predicted model, not a curated record. Lineage: Eukaryota; Metazoa; Chordata; Actinopteri; Perciformes; Gasterosteidae. The transcript has 42 exons. Gene Ontology annotation, biological process: fatty acid biosynthetic process. Gene Ontology annotation, molecular function: phosphopantetheine binding; 3-oxoacyl-[acyl-carrier-protein] synthase activity; oxidoreductase activity. The coding region runs from base 235 to 7812 and encodes 2525 amino acids.